Spodoptera littoralis (African cotton leafworm) is the source of this 2832-nucleotide messenger RNA. The record is from the annotation of a GenBank genome assembly. NCBI's taxonomy places the organism in Eukaryota, Metazoa, Arthropoda, Insecta, Lepidoptera, Noctuidae.
AUGAGUGAGACAGACGAUACUGAUGUUCUCUUACUAAUACCACCAAAUUUCUUUUUAGUACAGAGUUCUGAAUCAGAAGAUUCUUUUCUGGAAUCUUCUAGAACUGUUGUGCAUAAGCCCAAAUCCUGCACUGCACAAGUAUUGGGAAAAUUAGUGGAUCAAGUUCAUACAUUGGAAUCUAGGUUAGAAAAUUUAGAGAUCAACAGUGAUACAUCUAGUUUCGGCACAGUAAGGAGACCGAAGACGUGGGACACCACGGAUAGUAUCGACAGCCAAAGUUUAGACCGCAAGUGUUUUACAUUUCCUCGCAGGCGUAAAAGAAAAACUACAAAAAAGUCUAAAAGAUUUGAUUUAUCCCUCAGCGGCUUAGAUUCAGCUAGCACAGGCAGAAAAUCCAUACCACCUUUGAAAUUGGGUAUAGAUUUAGAUCAGUUGAACUCUAAACCCAAAGAAAUCAUAAAUGACCUUCAAAGUAUGGAUGCUGAUUUAAGUAGUAUAGUUUCAACACCUACUAAAAAGAAUGACAAAUUGCUCUUACAUGAAAUAGAUGAAUUCCUUACAAAAGUUGAAAGUUAUGAGACUCCCGAUACCAAAUAUAAGGAUCAUGAGCCAUCACUUAGUCCUGAAAAUGUGAUAAAGGCUACUGGGGACUAUAUUUCACAAAAACUAGACUCAAAGAACAAUGAAGAAGAAGUAAAGCUACCAAGUGGCAGGAUGGUGUCAAGCAGUGUACUUGAUAAAUACAUUUAUUUAGUAAAAAGUAACUCGGGAACAGCUAGAUUUGAGAAACCAACUACUUCAGAGAAUUAUAAGGGUAACAAUGAGGAGACUAGUGCUUCCCACCCUGAAAGUUCAUCAAAGGAGUCAGCAGAAGCAUGUAAUAGAGACACCAGAACACCAUCAAUGAGAAAACUGAAUUUCUCAGAUAAAGAUGUACAACCAACAUCUACUCCAAAAAGACCUCAAUCUAAUUACUUGGACACCUUCAGACCUUCAUCAAAUAAAAUAUAUGACAGAGCAUCAAAAGUCUUAGAGCAGUACAAAUCUCAGAGUCACAGUAGAAAUCAAGGUUCUGUCAAUGAUAGCUACCUGUCUCCUAAAAAGGAAGAGUUCAAGAUGCCACAAAUGAGACCUUAUUGCUAUAGCAAUAAGGAAGCAAAACUGAGCUCCUUGCAGAAUAGGUAUAUGGAGUCUAUAGACACUGAUUUAUUGAGCUUGAGUGAGCUGUGGGGGGAUAGGGGAGACCGUCCAGAGAGAAUAGACAGUGUGAAGCUGGAAGAGGAAAGACUUAAAAGAGAGCACUGUGAAUCAAUGAUACAACAACUGCAGAAAAAGAUCUUAGAACAACAAGAGAAGUUGGCAGUGGCUGUGAAAGUGGACCGAGCUAAAGAUGCAGCCAUUGGGAAGCUGAGAGAAGCCUGGUUGAAGCUCACUGGGAGCUUGGAUAAGGCCGAGGAGAGACAUAGAGCGGCUCUGGAGAAGAUGGAUAGAGAGGUUGAGAACUUUAGGAUGAUUGCUGAUGAAGCACAGAAGAAAACCAGUCACUUUGAAGCAGAAUUGUACAAAGCUUUGGACUUGGCUCAUGAUUAUCAAGAAAAAUGUAAACAACUGACUGCAGAGAAGAAAGAAAUUGAUGAGAAAAUACUAAAGACAGUACAAGAUAGAGAUGAAAUGGUUGCAAUGAAAGAUAAGGAAGUAGAAGCAUUGAAAGAAAACUGCCAAACGAUUAUGAGACUUAAUAAACAGUCGACUGAUUGUAUUAAAAAUUUAGAGGAAGCAUUAGAAAAGGAAAAAGCUGAUCAUCACGAGACAAAAUCCAAAAUAAAAGAGUUAGCUAACAAGAUUCAGUCUGUGGAAGACACGAAUUCACUUAUAACGCAAGAACGUGAUUUGCUAAAGGAGAAAGUGAAUGAAGAACGAUCUCGCAAUAAUCUUCUGGAGAAACAGAUGGGAGAUCAACAGAACCACACUGCUGAAGUGAUGAGGAAAUGCGACAACUUAGAAACUGAAGUGAAGACUCUUCGGAAACACCUGGAGUUUCAGAAGACCGAGCUGAAGUGUCACUAUCAGAAACAGCUGGAGGACGCCGUGCUGUCCAAGCUGCAGGAGUUCCAGCAACAGCUCGACGUGGCUGAACGAGACAUGGAGGCGGACGCCAGGGCCAAGGAGAACGCACUUAUUGAUACUUAUAACAAACAGAUAUGUAGGAUUGAGGAACAACACAAACUGGAAGUAAACGUAAUGGAAGAGAAGCAGAGAGAAGAGAUCAAGUUGUACAGGUUGCAACUAGCGCAGGCCGGGGAGAAGAUAGGAUUACUCGAGAGUAAGUUGGAGUCGUUCCGUCGGCGGCGCGGCGCGCUGGCGGGGCAGCUGCACGCCGUGAUGCAGGCGCAGUGCCGCGCCGCCUUGCGACUGCUCACGCACGGAGACUCCAGGGGCUCGCAUGUAUCUACUCCAGUGUCAGAAUACACAAAGAUACCGCCACUAACUCUACCGGAGCGAGGACUCGUGCGGUCGGAAGCUCGGUGCGAUGCUCGAUCCGACAAUCGCACGGACAACAACUCCGACGAGCGGCUGGACGGUCGGUCGGACGAGCGACACGACAAACUAAACUUCGACGGCCUUACAGACACCGAGCUACAACAGUAUGUUAAACUGCUGUUAACAAAAGCACCGAACUUCGACGGCAGUGGCGAUAUGUUGGAGUUACAUCGCGAGCUCAGCGAGGAACCGACGAGCGACCGACCCGACAGAUCUGACACCGCUGAGCGGCCUGAACAACCAGAGCGGAGGGACAAGCGUCGCCUUAGCAAACCACCUUGGAAAGCCUAA